Molecule: messenger RNA, 1137 nt
Organism: Rhipicephalus sanguineus (brown dog tick)
Lineage: Eukaryota; Metazoa; Arthropoda; Arachnida; Ixodida; Ixodidae
Product: sulfotransferase 1E1-like
Exons: 2
Coding region: 53-1060 (335 amino acids)
Biological process (GO): sulfation
Cellular component (GO): cytoplasm
Molecular function (GO): sulfotransferase activity
Source: RefSeq, a predicted model, not a curated record
GACGUGUCAAGGUAGACCGACGUCUUCUAAGCCAAGCCACGUCACUGGCGAAAUGCACGAGACGCACGAUAAAGACAGAGUAAAGACAAACAACAUCAAGAAGCCGUACAUGAUGGUGGUCAGGGGCACUCCAAUUGCGGGGUACUUCCAUCCCAAGUACAUCGAGUCUGCCAUGGACUACAUACACCGCAAGGGUGAUCUCUUCAUAGUCACCUACGUCAAGUGCGGUACUACGUGGAUGCAGCACAUCGUGUACCUCAUCCAAAACGAUGGCGUGCCUCCAGCUAACGCCAUAGAGUUCUACAGGGCUUCGCCGUUCAUCGAGGUCUGUGGAGCUGAAUGCAUGCAGUGGGUCAAGAAACCCGGUGCCGUCAAGACCCACCUACCUUUGCACCAGAUCCGCUACUCUCCCGAGGCUAAGUACAUCGUCGUUAUCAGGAACCCAUUCGACGUCGUGGUGUCGAUGCACCACUUCUGGUUCAUGAUAUCCGCCUACGGGUACGAGGGUAGCUUCGACGACUCCUUCGAGAACUUCAUGAACAAUUACAUAGAGAGCGGAGACUACUUCGCCUUUUACAGAGACUGGUACGAACGCAGCUCUGAUCCAAACGUGCUCUUCGUUGUCUACGAGGACAUGAAGAAGGAUCCCGAGGCUGCCAUACUCAAGGUCGCGAGGUUCCUCGGACUUGAGUACGAGCGACGCCUGUUGGCCAAUGACGGCAAGGUUCUCAAAGACGUGCUCAAGUACAGCAGCGUCGAGGAGAUGAAGAAGUACACCAAUGACAUGAUCCACGACUUCUACGCGACCGAUUUCGCGUUUAAGGGAGCAGAAUACGGAGGUCUACGUAAACUACACGAAGUCGUGCACAACGCGCGCGGUCGCGAGGACGGGUCUUCCGCCUCCGCGGACAAGAUAUACUACGUCCGCAAAGGCGUAGUCGGAGACUGGAAGAACUACUUCUCUCCGGAACAGGUGAAGAGGCUGAAGGAGAGAUUUCAAAAUGAAACGCGGUACUCCGGGAUCGCUAAAUUGUGGCCCGAUAUGGGAUUCCAUGAGUGAAAAGCAGGACAGAGCUGCGUCUAGUCAAAAGUUGAUCAUACAGUAAGGUACCCUGUUUCAGCGUCACGUCUUUCGCG